AUGAUCAAGAUAAUUAACAAUACUUCAGUCGAGAGCCAUCGACGAUUUCUCGACAAAAGUAUUGCAAUUCUAAGAUUCUCGGGAGUAUUAAGCUACGAUACAUCCACGACAGGGCAUCUAAGAAUUUUCACCAUUUUCAUGAGAGUUUUCAGUAACAUUAUUGUAAUUUCUUACGUAUUGACCAUGUUUGCCGAUGCUGUAGUUAAUUGCAACGAUUUGAUGAUAUUCGCCUCUGACGGGUGCUUCAUUGCGGGAUGGUUCGUAGCGUAUUCGAAAGAGGCAGCUUUUUACCGAAAAAGGCACCGAUUUUUUGAGUUUAUUGAUAAUACUCAUCGCCCUGUAGAUGUUCUGCGGCAAUCAACAGACUUAGGCCUGCUACUGGAUGUAAAAGAGUGUAUGUUAUACGAAGCUAUCGAUUACUAUUUAGUGUCAUUAUUCGUGAUAGUCCUUGGAUCGGCAAUAAUAAUUUCAUCGCUUAUCUUGGGAAAACUACCAAACAGAGCAAUAUUUCCUUUCGAUACAACUAUUCCCGUCUACUACCGACUGGCGUUUUUUAUACAAGCAUACAAUACGGUUUAUCAUCUAAUUGUUUUGGUAACAAUCGAUUUCAUAAGCUGGCAACUGAUGCGGUACACUACACUACAAUUAAGAGUCCUGUCGUUCAACUACAUAAAUUGUAAGGGCGAUUCACUGAUACCUGUUGCUCCCGACUUGACCCGAGAAUAUAUUGGUGCUCUCAAAAUCUCUAGUGUGUUCAGCAUAGAUGACCAACACAAGGAAAUUCGUCAAUUUACAGCAUUUGAAGAGAGAGAAAUGACCAAUAUUAGCGUUAACUUCACUGAGAGAUUUAAAACUUGCGUUAAACAUCACCUGAGACUCAUCAGAGUUGUCAAAGACUUCAACGAUACUUUUAGUUUCUCGCUGAUGGUCCAACUGGGUGGAAGCUUACUAGUCAUUUGCUUGAACGGUUACAUGGUGGUAACGUUUCCUGGUGACAGAGAUAACUUCAUUAGAUCUACCGCUUAUCUAUUGUCAGGUUUCACCCAAUUGCUGUAUUGGUGUGCUUUUGGAAACCAGCUAAAAUUUCAAGCCGAUUUUCUGACGAAAAGCCAGUGGAUGUCAGGUUGGGAAAAUAGUUACGACAGAGGAAUUAAAAAUUUAGUUACUACAGCGAUGAUAAAAACCAUGCAGCCAUUAGAAAUCCGCGCUGGUGGUCUCUUUGUUUUAACAAUGGAGACCUUUCUUUCAAUUUUGAAAAGCUCAUACUCUGUUUUUGUAUUACUGACAACUGCGAACGAUUAA
Messenger RNA from Cotesia congregata, 1302 nucleotides. The record is from the annotation of a GenBank genome assembly. NCBI's taxonomy places the organism in Eukaryota, Metazoa, Arthropoda, Insecta, Hymenoptera, Braconidae.